Messenger RNA from Asparagus officinalis (garden asparagus), 2342 nucleotides. Its product is annotated as DEAD-box ATP-dependent RNA helicase 53-like. Gene Ontology annotation, molecular function: ATP binding; nucleic acid binding. The record is from RefSeq and is a predicted model, not a curated record. The transcript has 8 exons. Bases 121 to 1998 code for a protein of 625 amino acids. NCBI's taxonomy places the organism in Eukaryota, Viridiplantae, Streptophyta, Magnoliopsida, Asparagales, Asparagaceae.
UUCGUCUCCAUUGCUCCCAAAACCCUAGCCGUCCUCUAGGGUUUAUCUCUCUCUCUCUUUCUCUCUCGCCCCCCACUCACCCGGGAAAAAAAAAAAAUUAGGGUUUCGCACUCCGCAACCAUGAACGCUCUAUUAAGGAGAUCCGCCUCGAUCGCCGCCCCUUCAUCGUCACGCCAAACCCUAGCCGCCCUCCUGCGCUUGAUCCCCUCCGAAUCCGUCACCUCCGCCCCCUCCUCGAUCUCCAGCCUCGAUCACCUCCAUGGAUCGAAGAAAGGCGGAGUCUUUGAGAUCAGGGCCAGAGGGUUUCAUUUGGGUACGAGGAGCUUGGGGUUUAGGGCUUCGGAUGUCGCUCGAGCUGGGUUCGCGAUGGAGGAGAGGUAUUUUGAGGAGGAGAAGGUGGUGAGUUCGACGAAAGGGGGAGAUGACGAGGGGCUUGAGAUCGCUAAGCUUGGGAUUGAUCAGAGUAUUGUUGGUGAACUCGCAAAGAAGGGAAUAACCAAGCUUUUCCCUAUUCAGAAAGCUGUUCUCGAGCCAGCAAUGCAGGGACGUGAUAUGAUUGGUCGGGCAAAAACAGGGACUGGGAAAACUCUUGCUUUUGGAAUACCCAUUAUGGAUAAAAUCUUACAGGAUCAGAGGAAAAAUGGUCGUGGAAGAAACCCUCUAGCCUUAGUCUUAGCACCAACUAGAGAACUUGCUAAGCAAGUUGAGAAAGAAUUUAAAGAAUCUUCCCCUUUGGACACACUUUGUGUCUAUGGUGGUGUGCCAAUACAAUCACAAAUGAGGACUCUUGAUUAUGGUGUUGAUGUGGUGGUUGGCACUCCUGGGCGUAUUAUUGAUCUACUGAAAAGAGGAGCCUUAAAUUUGAAGGAAGUUCAGUUUGUUGUCCUUGAUGAAGCUGAUCAAAUGCUUGCUGUUGGUUUUGAGGAAGAUGUGGAGAACAUCCUAGAAAAUUUGCCCCCAAAGCGGCAAAGUAUGAUGUUCUCGGCUACAAUGCCUACAUGGAUAAAAAAGCUUACGCAAAAGUACUUAAAAGACCCACUUACUAUUGACCUCGUCGGCGAGAAUGAUCAGAAGUUAGCAGAAGGUAUUUCUCUCUAUUCUAUUGCAGCAGACAGUUAUGGGAAGGCAUCCAUUCUUGGACCUCUAGUCAAGGAACAUGCUAAAGGAGGAAAAUGUAUAAUUUUCACCCAAACAAAGCGUGACGCUGAUAAGUUAGCUUAUGGAAUGUCUCGGAGUUUUGGAUGUGAGGCUCUCCAUGGGGAUAUUUCACAGAACCAGAGGGAAAGAACACUUGCUGGCUUUCGUGAUGGUCGCUUUAAUAUUUUGGUAGCUACUGAUGUUGCUGCCCGUGGACUGGAUGUACCAAAUGUCGAUCUGGUGAUACACUAUGAAUUGCCAAACACUUCUGAGACUUUUGUUCAUAGGUCUGGUCGUACAGGGCGAGCUGGAAAAAAAGGAAGUGCUAUUCUUAUCUAUACUCGUGAGCAGUCUCGAGCUGUUAGGGGCAUUGAGCAUGAUGUUGGAUGCAAGUUUACAGAGCUUCCUACUAUUACGGUAGAGGGUGGAGGUGAAGACUUUUUCAGUGGCAUGGGUUCAUUUGGUGGUGGCGGUCGCAUGGGUGGUGGCCGGAUGGGUGGUGGUGGUGGUUUUAGCCGUGGAGGUGGUGGAUACGGCGGCGGCGGUGGAUAUGGUGGUGGCAGUUCAGGCUUUGGAAGAUCUCGUGGCGGUGGUGGUGGAUAUGGUGGUAGUUCAGGACGAAUGGGUGGUUUUGGUGAUUCUGGGUCUGAUCGAUUUGGUUCAUUUGGUGGUAGUUCGGGGUCAAACCGAAGUGGUGGAUUUGGAAACUCAAGCUCCAGAGAUUCUGGAGGGUUCGGAAACUUUGGCAGUUCAGGUUCGGGUUUUGGGCGACCAAAAAACUCUGGGAGUUCUGAUUCAGGCGGUUUUGGUGGGUUUGGUUUCGGGAGUUCCGGCAAAGAUUCUAGCUGGGAUAAAUUCUGACGAGGAUAUCAUUUCUCAGUUGUUAGAUUAGCCUCAUAAAGAGGAAAUGUUCGAGCGUGCUGAACAAAAAGAUAAUCGCAGCAAAUAUUUCCGUUUCGCUGCAGGACAAGACGGUCUGGUUUUGGUUCUUUGAUCAAGAUAUAACGGCAGGGGUCACGUCACAGCUAGUUAUUAUAUAAGGGGACUAUAUAUGGUCUUUUAAAUACAAGUGAAGGAUAAUGCAUGCUAAUGGACUUUGAUGUAAUUUUUUUCCCCUGUUCUUUUGGGUGGUCUGCGCCUACAAUUUGUAUCUUGAAGGGCAUACAAUAUAGCAGUUGUCGAGUAAUUUAUAUUUUUUAUUCAGA